CUGAAUAGUUUUGACCAUCAGGCAUAGAACUCUUAGUAUCUGCCACCAUGCAUAGAUUGGUGAUCUGGUUUACCUUCGUAGUGAUUGUCGUCGCGGACGUCUCGCAUCUUUACAAUGGGGGAAACGAACGCCAGCAAAAGUUCUCACCGGCCCUUCAAAAUACCGCUCCAUUUUUACCACAAUUAAAUCGAGAUCUGGACUAUUAUCCUUACAGGAACGACUUCACUGGAAGAAACAUUGAAAUUUUGCAUCAGGAUAACGACGGAGACAUUGGCGGUAAUUACCAAUGGAGUUAUUCGACUGCGAAUGGAAUAAGUGCCGAAGAAGUUGCUAAAGUUGAGGCCAUGGGUAAAAACGAUGCAGUAAAAUCCGUGCGGGGUUCGUAUCAAUACACAUCUCCUGAGGGAAUCCCCGUCUUUGUCACUUACACGGCUGAUGAAAACGGAUUUCAACCGCAUGUAAAGACAACUGAUGACAAUAGACAAAUUUAUGCUGGACGAGCACCCCAAGGGUAUUACAAAUCUGUAACAAAUAGAGGAUAUUAACGGACGUGCAUUGUAAUUAUUGUAAAAAAUAGUAUACUGUAUGUAGGUAUAGUAUCACCCUUUUGCAUGUAUAAAUAAUAAAGCUUCU
Photinus pyralis (common eastern firefly) is the source of this 633-nucleotide messenger RNA. RefSeq names its product larval cuticle protein LCP-22-like. The record is from RefSeq and is a predicted model, not a curated record. Lineage: Eukaryota; Metazoa; Arthropoda; Insecta; Coleoptera; Lampyridae. Bases 48 to 545 code for a protein of 165 amino acids. The transcript has 3 exons. Gene Ontology annotation, molecular function: structural constituent of chitin-based larval cuticle. Gene Ontology annotation, cellular component: chitin-based extracellular matrix.